Molecule: messenger RNA, 1926 nt
Organism: Ostreococcus tauri
Lineage: Eukaryota; Viridiplantae; Chlorophyta; Mamiellophyceae; Mamiellales; Bathycoccaceae
Product: Peptidyl-prolyl cis-trans isomerase, FKBP-type
Exons: 1
Coding region: 1-1926 (641 amino acids)
Molecular function (GO): protein binding; peptidyl-prolyl cis-trans isomerase activity
Source: RefSeq, a predicted model, not a curated record
AUGGUCACGUCGCCUCGCGCGUCGAUAAAGAGCGAGUGCGAGUGCGAACGUGAGGCGUUUCGCUCUUGGAUUGGAAAGAUUAAAAAUCGCUCACCGAUCGCCCCGCCGUCGCUCACACCGCGCGACGCGAACGAAACACCGUCGACGUCCGACGCGGACAUUCGUAAGCGCGCGAAAGAGCUUCUGCUCGCGGCCGGAACCGCGGUGCGCGUGUUGGAGGUGGUGGCGGAAGGCGACGGCACGGAGCUCGAGCUGGGCGGGACACGAGAGACGCUGUAUCGCGUCUCGGCGACGACGUCGCGAGGUGUGGAGCUCGUUAGGUUCGACGACACGCUCCCACCGAGGAGAUGCGUGUUGAGGGAUGAGUUCUGCGACGUCACGAGGGGGUUAGAGCUGUUGAUGAUGAACAUGGGAGCCGGCGCGCGAUGGCGAGCUCGAUGCGACUGGAGCGUCACGUAUGGCCACGCAAGCGCGAUUGAGAGGAACUUGGCGAGGGAUUCGAGAGUGAAAGAGGGUGAUUCGAUCGUGUAUGACGUCGAAGUGUUGAAUCACGUUCCAGUGCACGCGGUCAAGGUGCGAGAACCGGAGGAUGGGUCAGACGUGGAGCUCGACGCGGGCGGUCGAGCGAGGUGCACAAAGAAGACGACGACGACUGGGAGCGGUUGGGAGACCCCGAGACCACCGUUUGAGGUCGCCAUAGAGGUAAGUGCUAUGUUGAUCAGAAGCGGUGAGCGUGAGGAGGAGGAGUUUGUGGAGAAGAAAACGGUGUCGUACGUUGUCGGCGACGGCAAAGUACCUCUGGCGCUGGACACCGCGGUGCGAACGAUGCGGCUGUAUGAGGAGGCGCUCGUCUGGACAAACUACGGUGGAUUCGGGAAGAACGCGAAGUUUAGCGCGAUGUCAAGGGCGAACAGAUUAGUUCCUGCGUUACCGCGAGACGAGUCGGAGCUCCCGGACGGGGUCGCGUACAAGGUGAAGCUCGUCUCAAUGCGACAGGUGCGAGACGUUUUCAACGACGGGACGACGAAGAAGACGCGCACGCGCGACGGUCGCGGUAUCUUUCCUUCCGAUUGCCCCAUGAAUGAUUGCAUGGUGCGCGUGCACUUCGUCUUGUCCACCGCCACCUCCACGGGCACGCACAGCACUCUGGCGAAGAGAUACGACACUCGCUCUGACGCGGCGCUUCAGGGUAAGCCCUUCGAGUUCCGCCUCGGAUGCGGCGCCCUUCCCGAAGCUUUGGAGACCUCAAUUCGACUGAUGAUUCCCAAGGAGGAAUCAAGAGUCGUCCUGGAUCAAUCGCUCGGUCAACUUGCUCGUGAACGGGGAUACGGAGCGGAAAAUUGUCGUCCAGACGCCCCUGGAAGUGACGUUGGAUCAAGCCCAUCCGUGGCAAUCGUGCAAUGGGACGUGGUUUUGGAAUCCUUCGACGCGGCGGUGAAUUGGUAUAAAGCGGACGUGAACGAUAUGCUCGAGGAAGCGCUCAUCAUCAAGGAAGAGGCGAACGCGCUCUUCAAGACUGGUACCUUCGAGCUCGCUCGAGCGAAGUACGAAAAGACGCUUCACAAGCUCGAAAGUCUUCGAGGCCUGGACGACAAGGACUUUGAGCGCGUGGAGACGAUGAAAAUCACGCUCGCGCUCAAUCUUGUGGCGAGUUUACAAAAGCUACACCAGCAUGUCGAGGCGUUGCGACGGGUGAACAAGCUGUUGGAGGCAAAUCCGGAAAACGCCAAGGCUUUGUUCCGCCGCUCGGUGUCCCAUCUCGCUCUCCACGAAUUCAUCGCUGCUCGUGACGAUUUAUUCGCGUGUCUCGACGCGAAUCCGACUUUACAGAGCACCGUGGCGAAGCAACUCAACCUCGUCAAGCGAACGGAGCAGCAAGUCGCCGCGUGUGAGCGCGCCAACUUCAAAUUCAACAAACUCUUCUAG